This is a messenger RNA of Saccharomyces eubayanus, 2361 nucleotides long. It is a transcript of the gene FLC2, whose product is annotated as flavin adenine dinucleotide transporter FLC2. The coding region runs from base 1 to 2361 and encodes 786 amino acids. Gene Ontology annotation, biological process: fungal-type cell wall biogenesis; transmembrane transport. The transcript has a single exon. The record is from RefSeq and is a predicted model, not a curated record. NCBI's taxonomy places the organism in Eukaryota, Fungi, Ascomycota, Saccharomycetes, Saccharomycetales, Saccharomycetaceae.
AUGAUCCUUCUGAACACCUUUGUGAGGUGCCUUUUGACGUGUCUCAUGCUCUGCAGUGGCAGAGCACACUCCGCUGAUUCUGACACGAACGACACCACGCCGGCGUCCGCAAAGCAUCUUCAGACAACUUCUUUGCUAACGUGCAUGGAUAACUCGCAAUUAACAGCUUCUUUCUUUGAUGUGAAGUUUUACCCUGGAAACAACACCAUCAUCUUUGAUAUCGACGCUACCACGACACUGAACGGGAACGUCACUGUGAAGGCGGAGCUGCUUGCCUACGGGCUUAAGAUCCUGGACAGAACUUUUGACUUGUGUUCCCUGAAUGAAGUGUCGCUGUGCCCCCUAAGUGCUGGGCGUAUCGACAUCAUGUCCACGUAUGUGAUCGAAGCCUCUAUUACCAAGCAGUUUCCCGGCAUUGCGUACACGAUUCCAGAUCUGGACGCCCAGGUCCGUGUGGUAGCGUACUCACAAAACGAUACCAGUUUCGAAACCCCGCUCGCUUGCGUGCAGGCCAUUCUGAGCAACGGGAAAACAGUGCAGACCAAGUAUGCAUCAUGGCCCAUCGCUGCCAUCUCAGGUGUUGGUGUACUCACUUCCGGGUUCGUGUCUGUGAUCGGUUACUCCUCCACCGCCACCCAUAUUGCCUCCAACUCGAUCUCGCUGUUCAUCUACUUUCAGAACUUAGCCAUCACUGCCAUGAUGGGUGUUUCCAGGGUCCCGCCCAUCGCUGCCGCAUGGACGCAGAAUUUCCAAUGGUCGAUGGGUAUCAUCAAUGCCGGCUUUAUGCAGAAGAUUUUCCACUGGUACGUGCAAGCCACUAACGGUGUUUCCAACGUCGUGGUGGCCAACAAGGACGUGUUGUCUAUCAGCGUGCAGAAAAAACGUGGUAUCUCCGUUGCCUCGUCUAGCGAUUACAAUUUCGACUCCAUUCUGGAUGACUCGAAUCUGUACACUACUUCCGAAAAGGAUCCAAGUGACUACUCGACCAAGAUCCUCGUGCUAAGAGGUAUUGAAAGAGUCGCAUAUUUGGCAAACAUCGAACUGUCCAAUUUUUUCUUGACAGGGAUUGUUUUCUUCCUGUUCUUUGUCUUCGUUGUUAUUGUUUCUUUGAUUUUCUUCAAAGCCUUACUAGAAGUCCUGACAAGAGCCGGGAUUUUGAAAGAGACAUCCAAUUUCUUCCAGUACCGGAAAAACUGGGGGAGCAUUAUCAAGGGUACUCUUUUCAGACUGUCAAUCAUCGCGUUCCCUCAAGUCUCGCUAUUGACCAUUUGGGAAUUCACCCAAGUAGACUCCCCGGCAGUAGUCGUCGACGCGGUCGUGAUCCUGUUGGUCAUCACUGGGCUGUUAGUUUACGGAACCACAAGAGUUUUAAUUAAGGGGAGGGAGUCGCUCAGACUAUACAAGAACCCCGCAUAUUUGCUUUACAGUGAUACCUACUUCUUAAACAAAUUUGGGUUCUUGUACGUGCAAUUCAAAGCAGACAGAUUUUGGUGGCUUUUACCCCUACUGAGUUAUGCCUUUUUAAGAUCGCUUUUUGUUGCUGUUUUACAAAACCAAGGUAAGGCCCAGGCCAUGAUUAUUUUUAUCAUUGAAUUGGUGUAUUUCGUUUGCCUGUGCUGGAUAAGGCCAUAUUUGGACAAGAGAACCAACAUUUUCAAUAUUGCUAUCCACUUGGUCAAUAUGAUCAACGCGUUUUUCUUUUUAUUCUUCAGUAAUUUGUUCAAACAGCCAGCAGUGGUCUCCUCGGUGAUGGCGGUGAUUUUGUUUGUUUUGAAUGCAGUGUUCGCUUUGUUCUUACUACUAUUCACCAUUGUCACCUGUACUUUGGCAUUGCUUCACAGAAAUCCGGAUGUUCGUUACCAACCAAUGAAAGACGACCGUGUGUCCUUCAUCCCCAAGAUUCAAAAUGAUUUCGACGACGAAAACAAAAACGAUGCCGAGCUAUUCGAAAUGAGGAAGGCCGUCAUGGACACCAAUGAGAAUGAGCAGGAAAAAUUGUUCCGUGACGAUACCUUCGGCAAGAAUCUCAAUACAACCACGAAUACGACUAGGCUAUUCGACGACGAAACGAGUUCAUCCUCUUUCAAACAGACCUCGUCUCCCUUUGACAGCUCGGAUGUAACGGAGCAACCGGUACAACCUACAUCUGCCGUUAUGGGCACAGGUGGUAACUUUCUGUCUCCACAAUACCAACGCGCCUCAUCUGUGUCCCGCACCAACUUGGUACCAAAUAAUUUGAGCACAUCCAGCUUGAAAAAACCCGAAUCAAGUCUUUACGUCGGGACUUCCAAUCAAUCAUAUUCGCAUUUUAACAAUAACAACAACAAUACCAACGGCCGUAAUACUAACCCAUACUUGUAA